AUGACGGGUGUCAUCAUUGACGUCUACCAGCCUCCCCACGCUGCUGAGGAGAAUAUUUCCAAGAUUUUGCACCAGAGCAUCCCUUGA
Fusarium pseudograminearum CS3096 is the source of this 87-nucleotide messenger RNA. RefSeq lists its product as uncharacterized. The record is from RefSeq and is a predicted model, not a curated record. Bases 1 to 87 code for a protein of 28 amino acids. The transcript is spliced from 2 exons. NCBI's taxonomy places the organism in Eukaryota, Fungi, Ascomycota, Sordariomycetes, Hypocreales, Nectriaceae.